UAACCACGGUAGCAUACAAGUAAAGGGCGAAAUACCUCCGUGGCGGUAGAAGCCAUCAAAACGAGGCCGGAAUCUUCCCUGCCCUUCCUCUCUGUCCUUCGAGAUCCGCGAUGGCGCCUCCCCUCCCGUCGCAGCGAUCGCCGUCGCCGUCCCAGCCCUCCGGGAGGAGUGAGGUCUCCGAUCUAAAGCUCCAGCUCCGGCAGCUCGCCGGCAGCCGCGCCCCCGGCGCCGAUGACUCGAAGCGUGACCUCUUCAAGCGGGUGAUCUCCUACAUGACCGUGGGGAUCGACGUCUCCUCCGCUUUCAGCGAGAUGGUGAUGUGCUCCGCCACCUCCGACAUCGUCCUCAAGAAGAUGUGCUACCUCUAUGUCGGCAACUACGCCCGCUGUAACCCCGACCUCUCUCUCCUCACCAUUAACUUCCUUCAGAAGGACUGCCGCGACGAGGACCCCAUGAUCCGCGGCCUCGCCCUACGCAGCCUCUGCUCCCUCCGGGUCCCCAAUCUCGUUGAGUACCUCGUCGCCCCCCUCGCCGCCGGCCUCAAGGAUGGCAGCCCCUACGUCCGCACGGUCGCCGCCAUGGGUGUCCUCAAGCUCUACCACAUAUCUGCCGCCACCUGCUUCGAUUCCGAUUUCCCUGCCACGCUCAAGAGCCUUAUGCUGUCCGAUCCUGAUGCCCAGGUGGUUGCAAAUUGUCUACACGCUUUACAGGAGAUAUGGAAUCUGGAAUCUAACAACUCGGAGGAAGCAUCCAGCGAAAGAGAAGCUCUGCUGGGCAAGCCGGUGAUCUAUUAUCUCCUAAAUAGGAUCAAGGAAUUCAAUGAAUGGGCACAGUGCCUUGUAUUGGAGUUAAUAUCAAAGUAUAUACCCUCAGACAGCAGUGAGAUAUUUGACGUAAUGAAUCUUCUCGAGGAUAGACUUCAGCAUGCAAAUGGAGCUGUUGUUUUAGCCACGAUCAAGGUCUUUUUGCAUUUGACAAUGUCUAUGACUGAUGUUCAUCAGCAGGUUUAUGAACGCAUUAAAGCACCUUUACUCACUUUAGUGGGCUCAGGAAGUUCAGAGCAAUCAUAUGCAGUACUAAGCCACCUGCAUUUGUUGGUUAUGCGUGCUCCAAUGUUGUUUUCGUCAGACUACAAACAUUUUUAUUGCCAGUUUAGUGAACCAUCAUAUGUGAAGAAACUAAAACUUGAGAUGCUGACUGCCAUUGCUAAUGAGAGCAAUACCUACGAAAUUGUGACCGAGUUGUGCGAAUAUGCUGGAAAUGUCGAUGUGCCCAUUGCAAGAGAGUCGAUUCGGGCAGUUGGAAAGAUAGCAUUGCAGCAGUAUGAUGUGAAUGCAAUUGUCGACAGGCUGCUUCAGUUUCUUGAGAUGGAGAAGGAUUAUGUGACUGCUGAAACUCUGGUACUGGUGAAAGACCUUCUGAGAAAAUAUCCUCAGUGGAGUCAUGACUGCAUUGCAGUUGUUGGGAAUAUUAGCAGCAAGAAUGUUCAAGAGCCAAAAGCCAAAGCAGCUCUCAUAUGGAUGCUGGGAGAAUAUUCCCAGGACAUGCUUGAUGCUCCUUACAUUCUGGAAAGUAUUGUUGAAAAUUGGGAUGACGAACAUGCACCAGAGGUUCGCUUGCAUCUUCUCACUGCAGUAAUGAAAUGUUUCUUUGGAAGACCACCAGAGACACAAAAGGCCUUGGGAGCUGCUUUAGCUGCUGGCCUAGCUGAUUCCCAUCAGGAUGUUCAUGAUCGAGCCUUAUUCUACUACAGGCUUUUGCAAUAUGAUGUAUCAGUAGCAGAACAUGUUGUAAACCCUCCAAAGCAAGCUGUUUCAGUCUUUGCUGAUACACAGAGCAGUGAAAUUAAAGACCGCAUAUUUGAUGAGUUUAACACACUAUCAGUUGUAUACCAGAAGCCCUCUUACAUGUUUACGGAUAAGGAGCAUCGGGGACCAUUUGAGUUUUCAGAAGAACUUGGAAAUUUGUCCCUGGGAGCAGAAUCUGCAGAUAAUGCUAUGCCAGCUCAAAGAUAUGAAGAGAAUGAUCUUUUAUUAAGCACAUCAGAAAAAGAAGAAAGUGGAGGUCCAACCAAUAACGGCUCUGCUGUCUCAGCAUAUAGUGCUCCUUCUGACCAUUAUGGAUCCUCGAUAUCUGUUAAUUCACAGACACAACCAGAGACGGCAAUUUCAGUCCCUGGCUUGUCAGCAUAUACUUCACCAGCAACCUUAGCCAUUGAUGACCUUCUUGGUUUGGGUGUUCCUUCUGCCCCUGCACCUCCAACCUUGAAGCUUAAUCCGAAAGCAGUUUUAGAUCCUGGUACUUUCCAGAGGAAAUGGGGCCAACUUGCAAUAUCCUUGUCACAGGAAUGCUCCAUGAGUCCUCAAGGACUUGCAGCCUUGACAGCACCUCAGGCCCUCAUCCGACAUAUGCAAGGCCACUCUAUCCAAUGCAUUGCCUCUGGUGGUCAAUCACCGAAUUUCAAGUUCUUCUUUUUCGCUCAAAGGCUAGAUGGAUCAUCAGCUUUCUUCCUUGUGGAGUGUAUUAUCAACUCGUCAUCAGGAAAAGCACAGAUAAAAGUUAAGGCUGAUGAUGGGAGUGCAUCAGAGGCGUUCUUCACAAUGUUCCAAUCAGCUUUGUCGAAAUUUGGGGUAGCCUGAUUAAAUUUUGUAUUAUUCUGUUCUUUUCUCUGUCUCUCUCUUGAUGCUGUUUCUGCUGGCUUAGUAAAUUAUACGGUGUUAACGGGAAACUAGUUAUCUUGUACGGAGUGGUCUGAAAUUCGAGUAAGCUCAUAAGUACUUGGGGUCUGGGACAAAAUGCUGGAUAUUUAAAAUCCUCAUGGUGAGUGCAUUUUUUAAAUCAAUAACAUAAAUAGGCUUGGCGUUCUUAAUGGUCUGUGGGAGAUCAGCAAAAUUGUGCAUGCUUAGGCAUAUGAACAGCAACAGUCCCUUCGUUGAACCGCUCUGGGUGUCUUGAAUAAAGGUUCACUGAUGGUAAGCUUGCAGGCAUUACUGCAGUUAGUCUCCA
Elaeis guineensis (African oil palm) is the source of this 3006-nucleotide messenger RNA. RefSeq names its product beta-adaptin-like protein A. Gene Ontology annotation, cellular component: clathrin adaptor complex; membrane coat. NCBI's taxonomy places the organism in Eukaryota, Viridiplantae, Streptophyta, Magnoliopsida, Arecales, Arecaceae. Gene Ontology annotation, molecular function: clathrin binding. Gene Ontology annotation, biological process: intracellular protein transport; vesicle-mediated transport. The record is from RefSeq and is a predicted model, not a curated record.